AUGAAGGCAUUCACCACCUUGGCAACACUUAUUGCCAGCGCUCAUGCUCUUGUGGGCCGUGAUCAAACCUGCUGCUUCCAUCUUACUGCCUCUGGCGGUGCCUCUGGCGGUGCCUCUGGUGAGGUCGGCCAGUUGAGCGACGGACAAAACCGUAUCGGUGAUAAAAGCCUGUCUCCCGCGGAGUUCUGCAUCAGUUCCGAUGGUUCCAUCACCGAUAGCAGUUCCCGUGGCUGUAUUCUAACUCCGCCGACUACACAGUUUCAGUGUGACACGGGAGCCACUCCAACCCCGGGCUUUUCUAUUAGUUCGUCUGGCUUGUUGGAGUUUGGUGGCAGCACUCAGUUCUUCUCCUGCGAGACUGGCGACAAUGGCGGUAUGAACAUUUAUACUAUGACAACUUCUGCCCAGAGUGGUUGUUCAGUCAUCGAGUUAGAGGCGGACUCUUGCUCCAGCUCCAACUCUGCUUCGGCAUCUUCAUCUGCUUCGUCAACUUCGUCUGCUAGUGGCAGCUGCAGCACCAGUCUGUCGGGCGCUUUUGAAUAUCCUCACUUGAUCGUACCUAUUAACUCUCAAUCUCCCAACCAAGCCCACGGUACCUCAUUCAACGGCGAAGUAACCUCGACCAUCUCAAGUAUCUUCAACUUCGAUAUUCCACAAUCCGACUCUGGUAAGACCUGUACCCUGGUCUUUUUAUUCCCCAACAAGGCCGACCUUGAGACUUCGGACUACACCUUCAGUGGUGACGGCAGAAUUGAUGUUGCUCAGCUCUCAGAGGCUGCUUCAUCACUGACUACAUUUAACAAUGCCCCUUCGGUUUCUAAAGACCUUGGUGAUAUCACAGUCUCACCUGGCAACUCAUAUGUUAUCAGUAGUUUCUCGUGCCCCGCCGGCGAGACUGUUGCAUUUGAGUUGAAGAACGCUGGAAGUACUGAUCUGACGUUCUUCCAAGAUUUCAACCCCUCCCCGUAA
Penicillium odoratum is the source of this 969-nucleotide messenger RNA. RefSeq names its product ubiquitin 3 binding protein But2 C-terminal domain-containing protein. The coding region runs from base 1 to 969 and encodes 322 amino acids. The record is from RefSeq and is a predicted model, not a curated record. NCBI's taxonomy places the organism in Eukaryota, Fungi, Ascomycota, Eurotiomycetes, Eurotiales, Aspergillaceae. The transcript is spliced from 2 exons.